AAUCAUAAAGAGUCGCUGACUCGUGUCACCAUGAGCGAACUUACUCAGCGAAACCAUUUCAGAGGGCAACUUUUUUCGUUUAUCUAUCGGGUCAGAAAUAAUGAUAAGCCGUAAAAUCCCCUUUCUGGGGUUACCUGAAGAGAGGUUAAGUCAAACUAUUGAAGGCGGGGAUUUGGGAAGGGUCUAACCUGCAUGCACAUUGACGAGAGCGUAAAUAUCACUUGAGAUUGACAAAGGCGCUGGCACCAUGAGCAGUAAGAGCUGCAAGAGCUCGUGUGAGCCGGUGCGACCUCACUGGUUCUACCGGCAGCCUGCCGGGGAGAAAGAGCCCUGGCUCCCCCUAAGCUACGAGGACUCACAAAAGCUGGAGGAAGCGCACGUGUGGAGUAAGGAGGUGGGGAGCGAGCGGGACGUGGUGGUGCCAGUCGAGGGCAGACGCUACGACGUGCGCCUGAAGGAGCGCAGCCGCCACGCCGUGUACUGGACCGAGCCGCCCUCCGAGGUCCGGCGGUGCUUAUGGUUCUACAAGGGGAACAAGGAGAGCGCCUACAGCCCUUACAGUGAGAACACCAGCCAGGUUCUGGAGGAGUCCUACCAAACAGCUGUGGCCCAAAAUGAAUGGAAGAAGAAGGUGAUGCUCCCCACAGGAGAGACCGUCUUUCUGCAGAGUCCCAAGAUUAUCACACAGCUCCCGUCCACCCCAGACAAAGACAAACAGCCGGCCUCCCCCACAGAGCCAACCCCGCCGAGGGUGUUGGAGAGAGGGCUGGAGAACAUGCAACUGGACGUGCCCGAAGGGGAGCCUGAGACAGUGGACCACUUGGUGUUCAUGGUGCACGGGAUUGGCCCAGCGUGCGACCUGCGUAUGCGGACUCUGAUACAGUGUGGUGAGUCUCACACACACCUCCCCUCUGAAAGCCCCACGCCACCCCCCACCAGGACUCUAGUGCAUAGUGUGAAUGACUUCCGCAGUGUGUCUCUGUGUCUGAUCAACUCCCACUUCCGUCAGACGGCAGAGGGUCCGUGUCAGAUGGGCCGCGUGGAGUUCCUUCCCAUCACCUGGCACGCCGUGCUGCAUGAAGACACCGGCGUGGACAAAGACAUGGAGCGGAUCACGCUGCCCAGCAUCAGUCUGCUGCGUAAGUUUGGGAACGACACCAUCCUAGACGUGCUCUUCUACAACAGCCCCAAGUACUGCCAGGUCAUCGUGGACGCGGUCGCCACGGAGAUCAACCGGCUGCACCGACUCUUCCUCCAACGGCAUCCAGACUUCACCGGAGCCGUCUCCCUGGCUGGCCACAGUCUAGGUUCUCUCAUCCUGUUUGACCUCCUGACCAAUCAGAAGACAGACGCUGAUGAAGUGAUGGCCGAGGAGUCAGAGAGCAGCGGUCAGUCAGAGUCAGGCGCCUCUGAGCCUCAGGUUGGCGGGCCUGUAAGCCUGGAGGACGUCCUGGUGGGGAGGGGGCUGGAGGAUCACUUCCGAGUUCUUCACCGGGAGCAGGUGGACACAGAGUCCCUGCUUCUCUGCUCAGAAAAUGACUUGAAGGACCUCGGAAUUCCUCUAGGACCUCGCAAGAAAAUUUUGGACUUGGCAAAGAAAUGGAAGCGUUCUAGAGCAGGGACCUCUCCGCCGGUUCUGAACGGGCCGGCGGCCCAGGAGGGUCUUACGCAACACUGGACACACAUCCCAGAAUGUUCCAAUGCCACCUCUAUCAGCUACCAGUGUUCCAACGUGGGCAUUGGACAGGUGUCCGUGAACUACCCCCAGCUGACCUUCUGCCCGCAGGCCUUCUUUGCUCUGGGCUCGCCCAUCGGAAUGUUCCUGACCGUCCGAGGGCUGAAGAAGAUCGAUCCGGGCUACAGCCUGCCCACCUGCAAGAGCUUCUACAACAUCUACCAUCCUUAUGACCCUGUGGCUUACCGGAUCGAGCCCCUGGUUCUGGCGGGAGGUGUGGAGCUACCCCCUGUGCAGAUACCCCAUUAUAAGGGCCGGAAGAGGAUGCAUCUCGAGCUCAAAGACGGCCUGACGCGGGUGAGCUCUGAGCUGCUGGGUUCUAUUCGCACUGUUUGGCAAGUGUUCUCUCAGGUACCCAACUCAGCGCUGCCCCUGGUGGGUGGAGUAAGCGAUGCAGCCCUCAACACGUCCUCAGACUCCCAAGAUGACAGAAUGGAAGUCCAGACUGUUGCUGGAACUGGACCGGAAGCUCUGAGGAAGGACGUUAAGGUUGGAAUGCUCAAUGGAGGAAGGCGCUUUGAUUACGUCCUGCAGGAAAAGCCUAUCGAGAUCUUCAACCAGUAUCUUUUUGCUAUUCAGAGCCAUCUGUGCUACUGGGAGUCCGAGGACACGGUUCUGCUGGUUUUGAAAGAAAUCUACGAGAGGCAGAAAGCGGCCACACUGCAGCAGCCAGACCCAGUCAUGUGACGCGCUGCUAUGCAUGGUCACUUCCACCAGCAUCAGAGUCAUUAUUUAUAUUGACAUGUUUACAUGACUACAUGCAGUGUAGCUGGCCAGGUGCUGACUUUGUGAAUCGCAACGUAUGUGUCAAGACAGCUGGGUCAUCUCAGGAGAAGUUCUGGCCAUGGAUCUUGGACUGACACGGAACCAGUGUGUGGGCUGAACGUGUCACUGUCGAUGCUCUCUGCGUCUGGAGUGUGUCUCAAUGCUGGCUUUGAGGCACCCAACCUAUCCCCAUCCCUUACUUACACUCUGAUCUUACAUGUAUUUAUUAUCUGUAAACUGCUGGUUGAUCCCCCACACUCCAGCUCUAACAUGCUGCUGAGAUAAAGGAGACCUCAAAAUUG
Molecule: messenger RNA, 2802 nt
Organism: Alosa alosa (allis shad)
Lineage: Eukaryota; Metazoa; Chordata; Actinopteri; Clupeiformes; Clupeidae
Gene: ddhd2
Product: DDHD domain containing 2
Exons: 17
Coding region: 248-2422 (724 amino acids)
Cellular component (GO): COPII-coated ER to Golgi transport vesicle
Molecular function (GO): metal ion binding; protein binding; triacylglycerol lipase activity
Source: RefSeq, a predicted model, not a curated record